UCACCCCCCCUUUUUAUUCCCCCCCCCAGUAACGAUGAUCGAAGUCGUUUGCAACGAUCGUUUGGGCAAAAAAGUGCGGGUGAAAUGCAAUACGGAGGAUUCCAUCCGUGACCUGAAGAAAUUGAUUGCGGCACAAACCGGGACCCGAUGGGAUAAAAUCGUCUUGAAGAAAUGGUACACCAUCUUCAAGGAUCACGUCACGCUUGGGGACUGUAUCCUUGCCCUUUAAAUGUGGGGUGGGGGUCAACGUUGGCCCCACAUCUUCAGAAAAGCCUGGAAGGACGAUCCCAUACCCCAUAACCCCCCCAAGUACCCCAU
Messenger RNA from Phasianus colchicus (ring-necked pheasant), 318 nucleotides. NCBI's taxonomy places the organism in Eukaryota, Metazoa, Chordata, Aves, Galliformes, Phasianidae. The record is from RefSeq and is a predicted model, not a curated record.